AUGUCGAAGCCCAACCUCCGACGUCAGUAUGUUCAGGAUUUGAGACGGGCGCCCCACCGGGAUCGUUUUCAAAACGUCCUGGCCUGCAAGUUUGGGCAGCACCAUUACUGGUCGAAGCGCGAGUUGGAAAAGCUCAACUGCUACGAGCACCUCGCCCCCGUUGUCACCAACAAAUACUGGCGCCGCCUGCUCAGCAUCCGCGCGACGGUUUACCAUGAGCUCGUGCUUGAGUUCUACACCACCUUCAGGCACGCAGCCACAGAUGAUUGGAAGGAUGAAGCUGCAGUCCAGUUCCGACUCGGGGGUGAACCAUGCUCUAUGAGUUACGACGAGUUGGCGGACGCCCUGGGCCUCAACUUGGUAAAUGACAGGAACUUCAUCACAGAGGUCGCCGGGCCAGUAGGGGUGGACUUCGGGAGGCUGUACUACAGCCUCGCCCGGCCACGUCAGCUUCCCUUCAAGGCGGGCAAGACGAAGGCCACCACAUUGCAGCUCGAGAACCGUCUCCUCCAUCACCUGCUGGCCAAGUCUUACACCCCAGCCUCAGACAGUGCCAGCGCCAUCACCAAGAGAUCUCUGUACUUCAUUCAGUCGAUGCGCCAGAGAGAUCAUCCCCUACACUUGGGCUCGGUGGUGGCACGGACCUUCGAGAAGAGUGCGUCUGAGCUGAAGAGACUACACUGCACUCCUCUCAUCACCUGCCUGGCAGAGUAUUUCCAGAUAUCCCUGCAGGGAUGCACGGAGCAGGGAGCGACCACUCCCUUUGGCCGGGCUACGCUCACCAAGAUGCUCCUGCUUCGAGAAGACCGAGGAGUCACGUGGAUCGAGGGGUUCCCUCCACCUCAGAUUCCAGAGGCGGUCCAGCAGGAGGUUCCAGAGGGUGCAGCGGAUGAGGAGGUCCAGCCCGAGGACGUGGAUGACACUGCCGCCCGCCCCACCACCUUCGAGCACGGGGGCAGCAGUUCCAGUUUCCCGGGGCAGGAUUACUUCACCUCCCAGUUCGAGCAGCUGCGUCUCCAGAACCAGCAGAUCAUCGACCAUCAGCUGCAGUUCCAGCAGCAGUACGCGGCUCACCAGGCCGAGUAA
Molecule: messenger RNA, 1086 nt
Organism: Linum trigynum
Lineage: Eukaryota; Viridiplantae; Streptophyta; Magnoliopsida; Malpighiales; Linaceae
Source: the annotation of a GenBank genome assembly